AUGUUCAGUACUAUAAAUAGACGGUUUGCAACAAGGUCAUUUUCUAUGGCAAGGGAACUACCCAAGACUUCCAAGUUGCUGGUCGGUGGUGCUACUUUGACUGCUAUUACCACGUCUGCAUUGCUUUAUGCAGACUCCUUGACAGCAGAGGCCAUGACUGCCGCAGAACACGGCCUGCACGCUCCAAGCUAUGCUUGGUCUCACAAUGGGCCCUUGCAGACUUUUGAUCACGCCUCCAUUAGAAGAGGUUACCAGGUCUAUCGUGAAGUGUGUGCGGCUUGCCAUUCCUUGGACAGAGUCGCCUGGAGAACAAUGGUUGGCGUUUCCCACACCAACGAGGAAGUGCGUGAGAUGGCUGCUGAGUUCGAGUACGACGACGAACCAGAUGAGCAAGGUAACCCUAAGAAGAGAAUCGGUAAGCUUUCCGACUACAUACCAGGCCCUUACCCUAACGAACAGGCCGCAAGAGCAGCCAACCAAGGUGCCCUACCACCUGAUCUAUCAUUGAUCGUCAAGGCCAGACACGGUGCCGCAGACUACAUAUUUGCCCUGUUGACCGGUUACCCAGACGACCCACCAGCCGGUGUCCAACUGCCACCAGGCACCAACUACAACCCAUACUUCCCAGGUGGUGCCAUCUCCAUGGCCCGUGUCCUGUUCGAUGACCUGGUCGAGUACGAAGACGGUACCCCAGCCACAACGUCUCAAAUGGCCAAGGAUGUCACCACAUUCUUGAACUGGUGCGCCGAGCCAGAACACGACGAGAGAAAGAAGGCAGGUUUGAAGGCUCUACUGCUACUAUCCUCCUUGUACUUGCUGUCCGUAUGGGUCAAGAAGUUCAAGUGGGCCGCCAUCAAGAACAGAAAAUUCGUUUUCAACCCACCAAAGCCAAGAAAGUAG
Messenger RNA from Nakaseomyces glabratus, 900 nucleotides. RefSeq names its product ubiquinol--cytochrome-c reductase catalytic subunit CYT1 (gene CYT1). Gene Ontology annotation, biological process: mitochondrial electron transport, ubiquinol to cytochrome c. Gene Ontology annotation, molecular function: heme binding; electron transfer activity. The record is from RefSeq and is a predicted model, not a curated record. Lineage: Eukaryota; Fungi; Ascomycota; Saccharomycetes; Saccharomycetales; Saccharomycetaceae.